AAUAAAUUCUCCUUCCUUUAGGUGCCUUAACUCCUACCAUCAUUUUUCAAAUCCCUUUCUCUCCUCUCUCUCUCUCUCUCUCUCUUACAGCCCCGAUGGACAUAUGGUACUUGUGCUGUGCUGUCUUUCUCAGCCUCUUGUCCUUGCGUUGUAGUAAGCUGAAUUGAAAAAGACGGAACUUCUUGCUGCUAUCGAGAGAGCAUUUGGCUGUCUAAGUAAUUAAGCUAAUACAUGUCGUUCUCAACCUCCUGUUGAUAGCUAAAAUUAGCUAAAAGCUAGGUUUUCUUUUUUUAUCUUUAUUUUCAUUUCUUCGCUGCAAAUUCAAUCUCAAAUGUUCCCGUCAAGCAACAAUGGCUAUGACCCCAUUUACUAUUAUAACGAACAACAAGGUUUCAAUAGGCCUUUUUUCAAUGAUAUCACUUUCAAUUCCAAACAUGAUCAAGAACAAGAACCUCCUUCUCCGAGUCUUUUUUCUUUCUUUCACUUGCCUCCUUUAAGUCCUUAUGGUCACUUAGAAUUUCAAGAUUAUGAUCUUUCUUUGCAUCAAAAUCAUGAUUGCUUACUUAGCCAUCAUCAACAACAACCCUUGAUGAUAUCUUUUGAUUCUGAGACAACAACCAUGUUGGAUUCCGAUAAAAAUGAUUUUAAGAACAAGAAAUGUCACAAUAACAUUACUACAACAACUGCUACUCUUACACCGAAGAGAUCUUCAAAGAGAGAUCGCCAUAGCAAGAUUAACACAGCUCAAGGACCAAGAGACCGCAGAAUGAGAUUGUCUCUAAAAGUUGCUCGAGAAUUCUUUGAUCUACAAGACAAGUUAUGUUUUGAUAAAGCAAGCAAAACUGUUGAGUGGCUACUCGAUCAAGCAAGAUCAGCCAUCAAGAAACUAUCUAGUGGCGGCAUCCCUAAUUACAGUUCGAGUGUACCCUCAAAAAGUUCAUCAUCUACAUCAGAGUGUGAAGUAGUAUCUGGAAAUGAUGAAUCAGCUGCCAUUAAAGCUACCAUUGCUAAAGGAAAACCGUCGUCGUCGUCUUUCCUUAACAAUAAAGGGGUCAAGAAGGCUAAAACAUUGCGUAAAACUGUGUUCCAUCCUCUUGCAAGAGAGUCGAGGGUGAAGGCAAGGGCGAGAGCGAGAGAAAGAACAAGAGAGAAGCUAUGGAAUAGAAAACUUGAUGAAUCAAAACCAUGUGAAGAAGGAAGAGACCAAGAAUUGAACCAAUUGAGUAUUUGUGAUCAAGAAUCUGGUAAUAAUACCAUUAACAAUCCUUCUUUAAUUAUGCAGCUAGCUCACGAGGUUGAAGCCCCAAGCUCUCACGGGCAAGACCAUCAUCCACUAGUUACUAUUGCUAAUACUACUACUGCAGAGAGCAUGAACAUGAUUGAUGAUUCUUUGGUGAUCAUGGAAAAAUGGAAUCCAUCUUCUCCCAUGAUCAAUUAUCUGUACAACACUGGAAUGCCGCAAGAGCAUCAAGUCACAGACUUGCAAUCUUUUUGCUAGUCAUGGGAGGCUUGUAACAGUUAAGAGUGGUUAAAUUCUCUCCCAUUUGAUCAUGAUGUGGAUGAUAUCUCAAAGCGAAGUGGUUGUACAAGAAUUUCAAGAAUUACUAUGUAUGGGUUUUCUCUUUCUGUUUGAAAUAUAAUGUAAAAUAGAGAAGUCUAUCUUUCUUUAUGCAAUUCUUGUGAAAGCUGUUUUAUCAAUGAGUAAUUGUUCAUUAGCACUCUUUAACUAAA
This is a messenger RNA of Jatropha curcas, 1731 nucleotides long. It is a transcript of the gene BRC1, whose product is annotated as TCP family transcription factor. Lineage: Eukaryota; Viridiplantae; Streptophyta; Magnoliopsida; Malpighiales; Euphorbiaceae. Gene Ontology annotation, cellular component: nucleus. The record is from RefSeq and is a predicted model, not a curated record. Gene Ontology annotation, molecular function: DNA-binding transcription factor activity; sequence-specific DNA binding. Gene Ontology annotation, biological process: regulation of secondary shoot formation.